GGCGCUAUACGCAGUAUAAUGACAAGUUCUCAACUCUGCAAACGUUCCCAUCAUCUGGCUCAGAGAAAGAACUAGGAGGUAACUGGGCCCGCACGAAAAUCAACAGCAGAGACAAGGGAGGCGUCGAGCAACCAAAACAAUAUAGUUUUUUUCAUUUAAAAGAAGCCCUGAAUUGUUUUUGUUUUGCUGCUUUGAUCAAACAAGAGAAGCUAGUGAUAACGCCAUUUGCAAGCUGGACAGUCUGCUGCCUGGUCACUCGUGGUAACUCUUCGCCAUGCCUUUCCCUUUUGGCAAGUCCCACAAGUCACCGGCAGACAUCGUCAAAAACCUUAAGGACAGUAUGACGGUUCUAGAGAAGCACGACAUCUCUGAUAAGAAAGCAGAAAAAGCUGCAGAGGAGGUGUCAAAGAGCCUGGUAGCCAUGAAGGAGAUUCUCUAUGGGACUAAUGAAAAAGAGCCUCAGACGGAAGCAGUGGCCCAGCUCGCCCAGGAACUCUACAACAGUGGCCUGCUCAGCAUACUCAUAGCAGACCUGCAGCUUAUCGAAUUUGAGGGUAAAAAAGAUGUAGCACAGAUCUUCAACAACAUCCUGAGACGCCAAAUCGGUACUCGGACACCCACUGUAGAAUACCUUUGUACCCAGCAGAAUAUCCUCUUCAUGUUGCUUAAAGGGUACGAGUCACCAGACAUUGCCCUAAACUGUGGCAUCAUGCUGAGAGAAUGUAUUAGGCACGAGCCACUGGCCAAAAUCACACUGUGGUCAGAGCAGUUCUACGACUUCUUCAGAUAUGUGGAGAUGUCCACAUUCGACAUUGCCUCAGAUGCAUUUGCCACUUUUAAAGACCUCCUGACAAGACACAAGCUACUGAGUGCUGAGUUUUUGGAGCAGCAUUAUGACAGAUUCUUCAGUGAAUAUGAGAAAUUGCUCCACUCAGAAAACUACGUGACAAAACGGCAGUCCUUGAAGUUACUGGGAGAGUUGCUUCUUGACCGACACAAUUUUACCAUAAUGACAAAAUACAUCAGCAAGCCGGAGAAUCUUAAGCUAAUGAUGAACCUGCUACGGGACAAGAGUCGCAACAUCCAGUUUGAGGCUUUCCAUGUUUUCAAGGUGUUCGUGGCCAACCCCAACAAGACUCAGCCCAUCCUAGAUAUCCUGCUAAAGAACCAGACCAAGCUCAUAGAGUUUCUUAGCAAGUUCCAGAAUGACAGAACAGAGGACGAACAGUUCAACGACGAAAAGACUUACCUGGUCAAACAGAUCAGGGACCUUAAGAGGCCUGCACCCCAAGAGGCCUGAUAGUUCUAAAGUGCACCAAGGAGCAGCCAGGACCAGGUCUGGACAACACCCGGACAACGUCUGCUUAACGGACCCAUCAGCAACUGGUGUUCUGAUUUUUGAACAAAUACUGAUGAACAAAUAAAACAAAAAACAAAAAAAACAAGCCCACAUCAUCUGGAAGAUGCCAACCGCUCUGCCCAUCAGAACAUCUUGGAUUUUUUGCCCCCUUUUUUUUUUUCCCUCCUGUGUUUUUCCUUCUAAAGAAUUAAGAAAAUAUUAGUUGCUGCUGCUUUCUUGCACAUUGAAACAUUCAAGGCAAACACUGACACAAUAGUGCAUUAAACAUAGUCAAGACAUGGCCGACUUUCCCAGUAGCUCAGAGACAACAAGCACCAAAAUAUCAACAUGUUUACACACACAAGAUCUCACGUGAAAAACCGCCCACAAACAAACACGGUCGAAACGGUACAAGCAGGUUGAACCUUGGCUAAACUGUAACCGGUGGGACUUCUCCAAUGGUCAGCUCUGUGUUGGCGCCACUGCUAUAGUUUUCAUUUAUAUUCAUGCAUUCAACCAACAGACUAACAGUGGGUUGUUUUACAAAGUUCUUAGAUGCCAUCACGCCGAACCGUUCACCUCUUGAGUGCUUUGUCAUGGCACAGCACUCAAACCACGAUAGGAGGCAGGCAAGGGCGGGUGUAAGGCAUGCAUUUUUUUUAGCCCAAAAUUGGGUAUUUUUGUUUUCUUGGACAGGGUGAACAUGUAUGCCUUUUUUUUGUAGUUUUUUUUUGCUUAAUCUUGACACCUUUAAUAUAUAUGAUAUAUAUUACCUUAAACAAAACGUUUUUGGUUAAUUGUGAUAAAAAAAAUACCUUUUUAAACUAUAAGAAAGGUGCCCCCCCCUUUUUUUUCUUUUCCUUUUUUUGGGGAUUUUAUUUACUGCUGAAAUGGUUGCUGGUGGGUUUCAUUGUACAUAACUUAAAAGAGACAGCUUACAUUUAACUAACAUGUAGGAUAUUAACAAUUUGUACAGCAGAAGAAUGUCAUUGUAAUAGUUCUGGAUCUGUUAAUCCCGUUUUUAUUCUGCAUCCAUGGUUUGAGUAUCUCUUACUGCUGAAAGUGUGUGUGUAAGGGGGUGUGUGCGUGUGUGAGAGCAGUGCAUAAGGGGAGGAAAGGGAAUGGAAGAGCAUUAACUGAACCAUUAAAGCCUGUGUUUUGUGCACUUUGUGAGGUGCUGGCUGAUCCGUAUCACUCACCUGAAGUUGAGUGAUCAUUCCCCAACCUCACCACUUGGUUCAUUGAGCUUAGCGUGCCGCGUAGUCCCUUCGUCGGUCUUUUUCAGGUGGGAUCUGGCUCUUUCUUCUGGCACAUUUUUCAGUCUUUUAUCUCCUUCCCACCUUUUCCUUUUCCUUUCACAGGGUUUUAGAAUUCCAGUACAAUGAGGAGUGUAAAGCAUUGUGGGUGUCGCAGUGCUUUGAGUGUGUUUCAUUCGUUCAGGCUUCAGCAAAACCGAUGAAACCACAUUAUCUGCAUUUGUGAUAAAACCACAGUUAAUAAAGAGCGACAUAAAUCCAAAAAUCAAAUGAAACAUUGGUGCAGGUAACUCGAAGGGGCCAGUGUCCAUCCACACUGAACAAGCAUGUUGCUCCACUGGCUGUGCAUGAUGCUGCGCUAAUGAUGUACUGGAAUUUUUUUUUUGUUUUUUCCCCACUUGACCCAGCCUUGGUAUUCAGCGAGAGUGAAAUGGAAUAUUGAGCACGUGACUUUCAGGCCGUAUGCUGACUCCAAUAUCAGCCUAGAGUAUGUGGGUGCUUUUAGAUGUUUAGGCCUGGGCCCAACAGUUGAAAUAAAAGUUGGAAACAUUUUGAAUAAAAUAAAGCUGUUCAUUUUCCCCCUGUGUACGAAAGUUAUUCUGCAUGGACUUCGCUUUAACAUAAAUUCAGUCCAUUGUUAAGAUAUAGGUUAGUUAUC
Menidia menidia (Atlantic silverside) is the source of this 3253-nucleotide messenger RNA. NCBI's taxonomy places the organism in Eukaryota, Metazoa, Chordata, Actinopteri, Atheriniformes, Atherinopsidae. The record is from the annotation of a GenBank genome assembly.